GUGGAAUUGUAUGAAGUAACUUUUUGGGUUUAUUUCUUUUUAAACUAAUAUAAAGAGAAAACUUUAUAUUAGUCCUUGCCUCUGUCCAACUCCAUAUUAGAAAUGGAAGUAACUGGGACCCCCAGCUAUUAUAGUGACAAGAACUGUACAAUAGAAAACUUCAAGAGGGACUUUUACCCUAUCAUCUACCUGAUAAUAUUUGUCUGGGGAGCCUUGGGAAAUGGCUUUUCCAUAUAUGUCUUCCUACAGACUUACAAGAAGUCCACAUCUGUGAAUGUUUUCAUGCUCAACCUGGCCAUUUCAGAUUUCCUAUUCAUAAGCACCCUGCCCUUCAGAGCUCACUAUAAUUUCAGUGGUCCCCAUUGGAUAUUUGGGGACUGGGCCUGCAGAAUUAUGUCUUAUUCUUUAUAUGUCAACAUGUAUACUAGCAUUUAUUUCCUAACUGUGCUGAGUGUUGUGCGCUUCCUGGCCACUGCCCACCCCUUCCAGAUGCUCCAUGUCACCAGCAUCAGGAGUGCCUGGAUCCUCUGUGGGGUUAUAUGGGUCUUCAUCAUGGCUUCCUCAGGACCGCUUCUGAAGCAUGGCCAAGAGAAGAAAAAUAACACUACAUUGUGCUUUGAGCUGAAUCUCCAAAAGUUUAAAAAUCUCAUCAUCUUGAACUACAUUGCAUUAGGGGUGGGCUUCUUGCUUCCAUUUUUCAUACUCACCAUCUGCUACCUGUUGAUCAUCCGGGUCUUGUUAAAGGUGGAGAUUCCAGAAUCAGGUCCACGGGAUGCUCAGAGGAAGGCGCUGACCACUAUCGUCAUUGCCAUGAUCAUCUUCCUCCUCUGUUUUCUGCCAUACCAUGCACUGCGGACCAUCCACUUGGUCACAUGGGAUGCAGAUUCAUGUAUGGAUGAAUUACAUAAGGCCACGGUCAUCUCUCUGACCUUGGCUGCAGCCAACAGCUGCUUCAAUCCCUUUCUCUAUUAUUUUGCUGGAGAGAAUUUCAAAGCGCGAUUAAGGGCUAUAUUUAGCAAAGAUCAUCUAUAGAAAGCAAAGUCAAAGUGCAGCCUUCCUAUUUGUGUAUAACUGAAGACCAGAGUUAAGAGCAUAAGGGGCUGUUCUGCAGGUACGCUCAUGAACACUGGUGUCCACCUUCACUCACUC
Molecule: messenger RNA, 1149 nt
Organism: Rattus rattus (black rat)
Lineage: Eukaryota; Metazoa; Chordata; Mammalia; Rodentia; Muridae
Gene: Cysltr2
Product: cysteinyl leukotriene receptor 2
Exons: 1
Coding region: 103-1032 (309 amino acids)
Biological process (GO): G protein-coupled receptor signaling pathway
Cellular component (GO): plasma membrane
Molecular function (GO): leukotriene receptor activity
Source: RefSeq, a predicted model, not a curated record